This is a messenger RNA of Cololabis saira (Pacific saury), 1179 nucleotides long. Its product is annotated as free fatty acid receptor 3. The coding region runs from base 1 to 1179 and encodes 392 amino acids. Gene Ontology annotation, molecular function: bioactive lipid receptor activity. Gene Ontology annotation, cellular component: plasma membrane. Gene Ontology annotation, biological process: positive regulation of calcium ion transport; G protein-coupled receptor signaling pathway; positive regulation of cytosolic calcium ion concentration. The transcript has a single exon. The record is from RefSeq and is a predicted model, not a curated record. NCBI's taxonomy places the organism in Eukaryota, Metazoa, Chordata, Actinopteri, Beloniformes, Belonidae.
AUGGAGCUGUCGGGGGUGGACUACGUGGCGCUCACCGUCUACUGCUUCACCUUCCUGCUGGGUUUCCCCGCCAACCUGCUGGUGCUGCUGGUUUACGUGCGCAAGGCGCGCCGGCAUGGCGCCACGCCCAACGUGGUCUACGCCCUCAACCUGUGCCUGGCCAACCUGGCGCUGGUGGCCUGGCUGCCCAUCAAGGCGCUGGAGAUGGGGCUGCAGGACUGGAGGCUGCCGCCGCUCGUCUGCCCCAUCUACAGCUUCUUCCUGUACGCCUCCGUCUACGGCAGCUGCCUCUUCCUGACCGCCGUCACCGUCGGCCGCUACCUCAGCAUCGCCUUCCCCAUCGUGUACAAGCGCUACCGCCGCGCGCGCCUGUCCUGCUACGUGUGCGUGGGCCUGUGGGUGCUGGUCAUGGCGCACCUGAGCAUCAGCCUGGCCACCGAGGGCGGCGCCCACUUCGUGGGCGUGAAGGACGACGCGUCGGUGUGCUACGACCACUUCAACGCGUCGCAGCUGCGGGUGCUGCUGCCGCUGCGGCUGGAGAUGUCGGUGGUGCUGUUCCUGCUGCCGCUCGCCAUCACCAGCUUCUGCACGCUGCGCUGCGUGGCGCUGGUGUGGCGCUCCAACUUGCGGCCCAUGGGCAAGCGGCGUGUGCUGGCGGUGGCGCUGUCCACGCUGGCCGUGUUCGUGGUGUGCUACGCGCCCUACAAUGCAUCGCACAUCGUGGGCUUCGUGCAGGCCAAGAACGUGGAGUGGCGCUCGUACGCCAUGCUAACUAGCACCUGCAACGUGUUCCUGGAGCCCGUCGUCAUGCUGAUGCUGUCGCCCGCCGUGUCCCGCGGCAUCCUGGGAAAAGUGUGCGGCCGGCAGAGCCACUUCAGGCGCAGCGACGCGUCUCGGGGGAAACUCAGCAAUGCGCCGUCAGAGAGGAGCCGGAAGGGAGAGGGGGGCGGUCCGGGAGACGGUCCGGGUUCAGGUCUGGGGUUCGGUCCAGGGUCUGGCCUGGGGGCCCGUCCUUGGUCCGGUCUGGGGGCCGGUCCAGAAGCCGAUUCGGGGUCCGGUCCUGGGUCCAGUCCUGGGUCUGGCCUGGGGUCCGGUCCAGAGGCCGAUUCGGGGUCUGGUCCAGGGUCCAGUCCUGGGUCUGGUCCGAGAGCCAGUCCCGAUUCAGGUCCAGAGGUGUGA